This is a messenger RNA of Physcomitrium patens, 4732 nucleotides long. NCBI's taxonomy places the organism in Eukaryota, Viridiplantae, Streptophyta, Bryopsida, Funariales, Funariaceae. The record is from RefSeq and is a predicted model, not a curated record.
GCUUGCGGAGAUCGAAGCACUUGCGUUAGGGUAGAACCCACACUGUGAGGGGCCCUCUCUGUGUCCGUGUGUCUGUGUCCCUCUCUUGUUGGUGUGAAUACCCGCAGAUGCAGCAGCAGAAGACGAAGAGGAAGAAGAAGACGUGGAGGAGGAGAAAGCAAGAAGAGGCGUGGUAGGAGAAGAAGAAGAAGAAGAAGAAGAACCGAGGGCAAGCGAAACAAGAGGCAAAGGGUUGUAGUUUUGGACGUCCUUGUGCAACUGGGGGUCGGGAGACACACGAUGUGUUUACUAUGCCUUGCGUCUAGGUGGUCGCGGCGGAUCGUCGCCAUGCUGCCAUGGCUCAUUAUCCCCUUGAUUAUCCUUUGGGCUUUGUCGCAACUUCUGCCUUCGAAUUUCCAGUUUGAAGUCACCUCUCCCAAACUUGCGUGCGUGGGGGUUUUGCUCGUGAGUCUUGGAUGGUAUGAGUUGGCCAUUCCCCAGCUGACCGUCUGGCGAUCGAAGCGCAGCUAUAUGCUGCAAGAGCGUAGACGGUUGGAGGCUCUGGAGGCUGCGAAGUUGCGCAAAUUGGCCACUCGACUCUGUCGCAAUUGCUCGUCUCCGUAUCGAUUUCAGACGCCGGUAGGUGGCAAAUUCGUGUGCACUUUUUGUGGGCAUGUCUCCCGUAGGCCGGUGUUAGAUGUGCCGCCCGGCACCGCCAAUGUUGCUGGCAGUGCAGAGACGUGUAGUGAAUCUGAUUCCGCCGUGACUCGCCAAUCUUGGUCCGGCAGCGGGAACAGGUUAGACAAACGAGUGGUGCAUCUGGGAGAUAGUAGGGGAGGCUUAUGGGGUUUCAUCGGCUGGCUGUAUAGCCUGAAAUUUUCUGCUCUCGGGGUUAUUCGUGGUUGGAAAGCACGCGAAGGGGCCCCGAUGGGUCAUUCCUUGUCAAUGGAGGUGUCAUAUUGGUGUGCUUUGUGUCCACAAGGGGAUGCCGAGCGUAGCAAUGACAAUUCCACACGAUUGCUUGACAACGAGACUUGUCGUCGAUAUUCCUCAUUUCCAUUCUUAACGCUCCGGAUGUUGUUUAUACUUAUUGUUCGCCUGAGAUCACUAUUCCAAAAGGCAUGGUAUGAGGCCUCUGGUAGGGCAAAGUCGUCUGUGAGUGGGCGAGCAGGGAGUCAGCAUCUUCGGGAAGGUGCGAAUUGUAGAAAAUGGAGUAGGAGUGAGAAGGCUCGCCGGAAAGCCGAGGAGAAGAGACAGGCUAGAAUAACGAAGGAGCAGAUAGAGGCUGACGAGAACAGGCAACGUGAGGAAGUGGCUCGACUUGUGGAGGAACGACGGCGACUUCGGGACGAGGCACUCGAGGCAGAACGAGUGACUAAGUGGGGUGUAGCGACAGAUAGAGACUCAGAGUUCCACUGGGAUGGGGUAGGAAAGCACUGUCACCAAGCCAAGUGCGUAGAGAAGGAUACGCUAAAUGGGAGACUUAUUCUACCUGACUUAGUAGAUGACACCAAUUGCGUGGUAAAAGAAGAGCGUCAGAAGAGAGAUGUCAGAGGGAAGAAUUCUCAUGGGCGAAAAUCAAACGAGGUUGGCAAGAAGCUGGGUGUAAGGAGGUCGCUGGUAACUGCCAAAGAAAUUGCGAAAUCGGCUUCAAAGUCGGACAGAGCGGAUCACAAUGCGAGGGGCACAGAUAUGAAUAAUGCAGGAUCUUCUAAAGUAGGAAGAUGCAGUGGAACGCUUCCUUUUCCUGUCGCUACCGACACAAAGAUGCAAAACAUGAUCGCGACACCCACUUGGAAUAAGAGCUCUGCUGUAGCACUUAGCCCCGCGAAAACGUCGAGGUCUUCUGGAAACAGCGUUGUUGAAAAUAAUGGUAACUUAUGUAAAAACAUAUUGUCAUCAAGCGGACAUCAUCUGGAUCGUGGCCUACGUGCAUGGAACAAUAUCCGUUGGCGUAAUGUUUGGGGUAGGGUUGCCUCAACAUCCUCACUUGAAGAAUGCGAUGCUCCACCUGCCCCGUCAAACAACUUAAAUUUGAAGUCUACUUCUUGUAGUGAUUUUUUGAAGGAAGAGAAUUGGUUUGAAGGCAAUUCCUACCUGGAGUCAAAAAAUUCUGCUGACCUGGGGGAUGACCUUAUUACUCAGUCUGGAGUGUCUCCACUUCAGACGUUUCCUAGGCAAAGUCUCAGAGAAAAAAACUAUGUUGCACCAAUUGGACCUCAACAAGUCAAUUGCACACCACCGUCACGUGUGUUGAACAGCACCCAUUCAGUUUCUGGAGAAGCUGCAUCCCCCGGGAUAAUGGGGUCAUGGGUGGACGUGCUUAAAGGUAGAAGUCAGUCAGCAUUGGUUCCUGAGGAUUAUGCUGCGGAUGAUGCUGUUGAGAAUGGUAACUGGAAAAUGUGGGAAUCUCCACAGCUCGAUCACAUACAGCUCUCUUGCAGCGAGAAUUCUUCUAGCUCUUUAGCUUGGAUGCUUCCGCCAGGGCUUUUUUCUGAUUUGGGAAACUCAAGUUGUAUGGGUGUCUCUGCCCAGCUGGAGCCUCAGUUGCCCAAUUGUUUUUUUCCGUCGCAGCCAGGAUACAGUUGCUCAAACUGUCCUGCGACGUUGCCCUCAAACACUCCGAGUCUAUGGUCUAGCGACCCUUCUUUUAUUUUCGGGUCAACGACUCCACAACAAGCUGCUGGAGUUGCUGGGUGCAUCUCAGAGAUCGUGAUGGAGGAACCGAUGAAGAUCACGGACGACUGUUUCUUUAAGCAUUCAUCCAUACUGCGCGAGCCCCAGAUUUAUGAUUCUAGCACCACAUCAGGCGAGUGUGUGGCUCCAUAUUCUACGACGUUGCCCUCAAACACUCCAAGUUUAUGGACAGGCGAGCCGUCUUUUGUUUUUAGGUCAACAACUUCACAACAAGCUGCUGGAGUUACUGGGUUCGUCUCAGAGAACGUGAUGGAAGAACAUAUGAACAUCACGGACGACUGUUUCUAUGAGCAUUCAUCCAUACUGCGCGAGCUCCAUGGGCAAUCAUUUUGAUGCCAAAUGAUGCAGGAUAUAUGAUUCGAGUGUCACCUCAGGAGAAUGUGUAGCUCCACAUUCUGAUGGGCAUGUCGGCAACUCGAAUCAGAAUAUGGCCUGUUUGCAAGAGAGGUAAUUUUACUUUUACUCUUUGUGUUGCUCUCUGAGCUAGUUAUUACAUGAGAAUGGUUUGUUGGUUUUGUGCGGAAAAUGCGGCUGAUUUAUGUUAUUAAUAAGGCUUUGUACUUGUUCCUCGUGCCUGGAUUGAUGUCCAUCAGCAUAGAUAUUCUUCACUUUAGAAUGAAAAUUAAGUCGGGUCUAGUCUCUCUUUCUUUUUUUUCUUUUUAUAUUUCCCCUUUUCAUUUCAUCAGGGAAACUGUUUUUAGAUCUUCGUUAACAUCUGUCCUGUUGUGGUUUGACUUCCUCCCAAUACAUCAAUCUUACGACUGGUUGAGUUAUAAACCUAGACAGAGUUCGCUUUGAAUUUGGAGGUUUAUUUGCAUUUUGUGUAGCUUUGUUGUGUCAGUGUUGAUCCUUGUAUGAAGGGCAAAAUGAAGCGCUGUGCAUCACUGUUAUUGAGUGAUUGCGUGAAAGGGUGCAGGUGAGGAAUUCAAAGGCAUCAGGCUGUAAAGUUGCAGUAGAAUAAAAGACGAGUAGUCAGAAGGUCGGCCUGGUCUUAGUUAGUGGAGCUGGGCGCGAAGCGGAAUAUUGAUCAUAGAGAAAACAAUUUGUGGGUCUCUUGCAAUUAACCCCUCAAAUGAUGGGACGCACAAAACGUGUCCUUACUUGACAUGUGUCAUGAGGCAUAAGUACUUCAUGAGGACGUUGAUAAUGAAGUUAAUGUUUCGUGGGUUCAACUCUAACAUCAACAGCGGAAUUCAGUAAUAUACGCACAAGUAUUCGAGAGUGUUGGAUUAAUCUGAAGAUGUGAAGGGAGAUAUGUACUACAGAAGAAAGUUGAGGUCAACAGGCAGGUGAAAGUUAUGCAUAACAGACUUACCGACUUGACAGGAUCGGAUAAAGUAUUAGCUUUACCUCUUGCGUCGCACCUAACUUCAUUGAAACCCGGUAUUUCUUGCUUGCUUAAGGCGUUAUUCCGAAUUGCAUCUCCUAAAGCCGACGUGAUUGGUGCCGAGUCCAUGUUGUGUACCUCAAGCAAGUGGGUUUUGUUUAUUUGCCUUAAUCAAUACGUAAAUGGUGCUAGGUUUCGGCCACAGAUGUUCGUUCUUUGUUUUGAAUGAGUAUUGAGGUAUAUGUCGAGCAUCUUACAAUAUUGACAAUUUAUGGUAUAUUUUUGAGCUAUGAAGUCAGCAUGUCUCAUCACUAGAGAGGUUCAUGGACCAUUCAGGCAGCCACAACUGUCCAGAAAUUAAUCAUUUUUGGGUACAGGAUUCAAGAACUAUCUAUUGACCCCUUACAUGUCUGAGCUUUGAUUCCUAUACAGAAGCAUCUUUAUAAUGUAGUUGAUUCCUUUCUGGUCAUCUUUGUACUUUUCUAUGAUUGUUUGUCCAUAGGAAAUUUGUUCGAAGUCGAAGCUUUUGCUAUUUUGACCGCAUAACUAAUUUGCUUUUGCUGUUUUUUCAGGUUUGUAAUUAAAGUAUGAAACUAUGUUUAUUACAAGGGCGUUAAUGGGCAGAGAUUAAAUUACUAGUUCUUUUCGAAUUGAAAGAAACUUAGUUUUUGUAUAGUAAAUUAUUAUUGUGAAGCUUUUAGUAAAAUAAAAAUUCUGAAGUUGAUUACA